UGUGUGUGUGUGUCGGUGCUUUUUUUUUUUUUUUUGUUAUUCCCGCUUGCUCCAUCCACACACCGCAGAAGCUGAUUUUCUUUUUCAGGCAUAUGGAAAGACACCGGGCUCAGAUCUGAACCGAUUCACGGAAUAUUGACCCAAUGGGUUUUUUCGUGCAAUCAUGCACGCGCUGCAUUUUUGUGCAUUUCGGCGACACGGCUCUGUGCUCGCGCUCCGGGCUGCGAAUAAUGAAUUAACAGACAGGAGGAAAUAACGGCGGCUAGCUGCAGCCACAUUGCAUUGUGAUCCCUGGAUAUGAUGAUGCGCAUUUCCCUAGAAACUGCUCCCUUUCUCUGUUGAUGAAACCCUUAUAUGAUGUGGAAUGGACACUUUUUUAUUUUUUACCCGUAUCAAUAAUAAUAAUAGUAAAAAAAGCAAGCAGGCUGCUCUGCUAGUCAGGAGCUGAAGUGCUUAAACAAAGAAAUGCAUUCUUAAAGAAGAAGGCACAGGCUGGAUUUGCCAUUGAGUGUCUUCACUUGGCCAACUGGCAAGCCAUGCGUGGCUUUGUCCUAUUACACAGCUAGGCAGCUGCCUCAUGGGGCUGUUCAACGUCUCGCUUCCUCAGACUGUUCGGGACUCCUUCUUUAUAUAGCCUCAUCAGGGCUGAACUAUCAGUAAGAGUAAUUUGUCUGUGUUGCUGCCCAGAGGUGAGGUGAGGCGAGGCAGUGUGGAGCGAGGCAGGUGGAGCUGCUGAGCGGAUGCCUGUAGCGGCGGGCGCCGCGUGCCCUCGACAAUGAGCCGGCUGAUGCUGGGCCGCACUCUGGAGCGGGUCUGCAAGGCUGUGCUGCUGCUCUGCCUCGUGCACUUCCUCAUCAUGAUGAUCCUGUACUUCGACGUCUACAGUCAGCGCUUUGACAUCUUCAGCCGCUUCAACAACGGCCGCGGAGCCAACGCUUCACGCUGGCCGCACCAUUCUUACUACAACUACUCUGGCGCCAGGCCCAAUGCCACUUUCGCCAGCUAUGUACCUGCCUCAGAACAGCUGCCACCCAGCGGCAAGCCUGAGCUCAACCGCACACACACAACCCCCAAGCCUAUUCCUCCGUGCCCAGAGGUGCCUCCUGGACUGGUGGGGCGUCUUCUGAUCGAGUUCAGCUCUCUGAUGAGCAUGGAGAGGGUGCAGAGGGAGAAUCCUAACGUGACAGAAGGGGGCAAGUACACGCCACCGGACUGUCGGCCCAAGCAAAAAGUAGCCAUUAUCAUUCCAUUUCGGCACAGAGAACACCACCUGAAAUACUGGCUACAUUACCUGCACCCCAUCCUACGGCGGCAGAAGAUCGACUAUGGAAUCUACAUCGUCAACCAGCUUGGCGAAGACACUUUCAACCGGGCCAAACUGCUAAAUGUCGGCUAUACAGAGGCUCUAAAGGACGCCGAGUACGACUGCUUCAUAUUCAGCGAUGUGGAUUUGAUCCCCAUGGAUGACCGUAACCUGUACCACUGCUACGACCAGCCGCGCCACUUCGCCAUCGCCAUGGACAAGUUUGGCUUCAGGUUACCGUAUGCAGGAUAUUUUGGAGGGGUCUCUGGCUUGAGCAAGAAGCAGUUCCUGAAAAUCAAUGGCUUCCCCAAUGAGUACUGGGGAUGGGGAGGAGAGGACGAUGACAUCUACAACAGGAUUACACUGAACGGGAUGAAGGUGUCUCGGCCAGAUGUGAAGAUCGGCCGCUACAGGAUGAUCAAGCACGAGAGGGACAAGCACAAUGAGCCCAAUCCCCAGAGGUUCAAUAAAAUCCAGAAUACAAAGAACACCAUGAGGAAGGACGGCAUCAGCUCGCUGACAUAUCGCCUGGUCUCCAUUAAAAAGUACCCGCUCUACACCAACAUCUCAGUGGAGAUUGGUAAACCCCCUCCAAGACCACUCAGAGGAUAGACCGCGGUCUGAACACACACACACGCACACACACACACACACAUAUCUAUAUAUAUAUACCGCCCAUGGCCGUGAGCCUCUGUGUGCAGCAAUGACAUGCUGAACAGGUUAGUUCUCAGGAAUACACUGGACCUCUUGUGGAUUUAUAAAUCCAUGCGCAGAUUUCGACUCCGGUACAAGUCUCUCUGUAUCUUGUGAUUAGGGGAAAUGACUUAACCAUAUGGAUUGAUGCUCUACCAGACCUUCUGUUCACACCUGGAGGACACAAAUAAACAUUGUUUCUGGGUCCAAUCUCAAAGGACAACGCUGUUCACUCGAUGUAAAUCAGUUGGAACAUUUCAGAAACGAAUGUCUUUUCUACCUGCAGCUGCUGCAGAUUCCUACUCGUUUUCUCCUCAUAUCUGCGAAGCUGGAGAUGAUAAAGACACUUCAUCUGUGCUUUGAAGAUCAUCUUCUUUCUCAGUUUCCAACCUUUUUCCCCAACCUUAUUUUGUAUUUCUACUCUUCCUGCUCUGUGACUUCAACCACUGAAGCACUGACUAAGCUGAAAGCUUAAAUAUUUCAGUGACAAGAUUUGGAUAAAGUGUGCACAGGUGCUUUGGCAACCUUUUCCUGAGUAGAGCCCUGCCUUUGGUGGCCCAGAAUGGAGUAGAAAGGGAUUUUGGGGAACUCUUACUUGGAGCCCAAAGGGAAUUCUGGCAAAGCUGUACAUGGUCACCGCUGUCAGUCACUUGAAAUCAACAUAGAAGCUGUGUGUUUUCUGUGUGUUUUUUAUUUUUAUUGGUUCUUCACCUCUGCCUGAGGGUUUAUUUUUUAAUGCAUUUUAACAUUAACUGCCGUGUGUGUUGAGGUCACACUCAUUUAAUAUCACAGUGAACUCUUAUCAAACACUGGAGAUGAAAUUUUCAUUUGUUAUUUUGCUAUUUCCCGUUUUCUUUUUCGACUUGUGGUUUUACCGUUUUCAUUUACUGCCUAUGCACACCAUACUGAUGCCUUCAGACAUUUUAUGAGGUGCUCGAGUCGUGUUUUAUUCUUUGGAUGUCUGUUUAAUCCAGCCACCUUUUUUUUUCCCCAUGCCAUUCACCCAGCCUAUUAAAGAAGUACUUUUGUUUUUUUCCUGUUGCCUUGUGUUUGCCUCCUCAUCAUUCCUCUUUAUGUGCCGUGUUUUUCUUCUACAUGUGUGCAUCAGUACUGAGUUUGUUUUGUCACCUUUUGGACAUAAUUUCUGUCAAGAGAUUAUUACUGAAAUUUGGCCUAGGUUUACAAAGCUGCCCUGGUUUUGCAUUAUAAGUAUAAAAAGUAAGAGAGAGAAAGAGAGAAAUUACUAAUUCAGCAAACUUUAUGGUCACUAUAUGAACACAUAUAUUCAAACUGGUUAUUAAAUGUAAUAUUAUAUUUAUAAUAUUAUAUUACCACAGUGUUGUUGAAUUCUCGAUUCUCGUUGGUCAGCAAUGAACGUUACGAGGUAAAUCCUAGGUUAGUUUAGAAACAGGUUACACGUGGAUGAAUAAUCAUGUGUAAUUGUUAAUAUGGUAUAUUUUCUGUGAGGAGACAUGUAUGUAGCGCUCUUGGAAGAAGUCCUUUGCAACAGUCUAUAACAGCUGGUUCUUUAGGUUUUAUGAAAUGAGAAUGGAGGAUGGAGAGGGUUAUGGUCUUUUAGUAACGUGACAAGCUGCCUGUUUUUGUCUGAUUACUGCUAAGAGAGAGAAAAAAACAAGGCUGGAUGAAUAAAAGUUGUUCACGAUGGUAGAUUGCCGUGGUACGAGAGGAACAAAAAACAGAUCAGGACAUGCUGUUAAAGAUUUUAAGGAAAAUAGUCAACCUCGCAUAUAUCGCCUCAGCACUGUUGAUUAAUUUCCUAUAACAGCACGUCUCGUCAUGUUUCAUUCCUUGCUUAUAAUAUUAUAUUUAUAAUAAUAUAUAUUAUAUUUAUACAAAUAUACAGUAUACCAAAGCUUAUCAGCCGUGUUGCUAGUGGACUGUGGACAGUUUGUGAUGAUCCAGACGCAAAUAUCUGUUCUGUAGCUCAGCGUAAAUAGGCCUACAACACAAACUCCAACAUAAUCAGCAAAUAUAACAUUAUAACAGCAGCAUUAUAGUCCACUUUUUUUUAAAAAAAAAAACCUAUUAUACUCAACAAUACUACUUUAAAUAUAACACAGACCAUCACGCUGGAUGGAAGAAAAAGUGUAUAUUUUUUUUUCUUUCCUGUUCCUGUUGUUGUUAUAUUCUGAACAAAAGGAACAAGAGCACUACAUUGAGCACAUUAUCUUUUACAUUUUCAUUUCCCAUAGUGUGGGCUUUCUGAGAUUUUAUUGAAAAGAUUUUCUCUCCCCCUCCCCGGUUGAGGCUGUCUUAUGAAUUGCAGCAGCAGCCUUGUUUUUAUUUCUGUGCUGUGAAUUUGUACAUACGUGACAGUGAGGAAACUAACAAGACGUCUGUGAGUUAGAGUAGUGCACAUGUGCUGCUGAAUUGAAUCUACAGUGUAGAUGUGAAGGUGCACUUUCUUCUUUUUUUUUUGUCAGUCGGAAGUGAGAGACACACUUUGUUUGGAACGUAAUCUCACUGUGCUUUAUGAAAGAAUGUGAUCUUUUUUCUUUUCCCAUAAUCAUCUACCUACAUAUCAUUGCUGCUAUAUCAUGAUGCUAAGCAAGGCAGUUGUCUCAUUACAUGUUUUGCACAAUGCAAGAAAUAAAAGAUCGGUCAUUAUCGCGAAUUAUACAUAAUACCUAACUACUUCAUAAGAUCACAGCUUAAGCACAUUCCGGUAUGUUAUCGUAUAUGUUGGGAGAUUUUAUGGUGAAUAUUCUCCCUCUCUAAAGAAGUAGCUCACUGUGUGUAGCUCUCUUUUCCCUCUUGGUGUUUAUGCUUCCCUCUUCUCUUCUCCUCUCUUCUCUCCUGUCUUCUCUCCACAUCCAUCUCAUCCCUCCAUCCUCGUCGGCAGAAAAUGAACCGUACGAGAGAAGGGCAGGGGCUCUCGAAAAUAUUACACCUGUAUGAAAUAAACUCUGGUCUUCAAGCUCUGAGUGGCUUUUUAAACACUUACUGGAUCUACUUAGGGGUUUUUUUGUACAUUGAAUGUCAACAUAUGGUUCUAUGUAGAAUGCAUUAUGUCAUAUCGAACAUACUUUUUGUAUACAACAAAUAAAGAAGAGCUGUCGCUUGAAAAGA
Molecule: messenger RNA, 5086 nt
Organism: Hemibagrus wyckioides
Lineage: Eukaryota; Metazoa; Chordata; Actinopteri; Siluriformes; Bagridae
Gene: b4galt2
Product: UDP-Gal:betaGlcNAc beta 1,4- galactosyltransferase, polypeptide 2
Exons: 9
Coding region: 776-1915 (379 amino acids)
Biological process (GO): carbohydrate metabolic process
Molecular function (GO): glycosyltransferase activity
Source: RefSeq, a predicted model, not a curated record